AUGAAGGAGGGUACGUUCCUUAAGAAGGUCUUUAUUUGCUUCUGCGUGUGGCUUGUUCCUAUUGCUACCGGCGCCGCGGCGGCUGGGAUUGGUGUUAUGGAGCCCGUCAGCGGGAACUGGUGCUGGAUAACGCGAGACCGACCCGACCUUAGAUUCUCUCUUACCUACGUCUGGCGUCUAUUGAUCAUGUUCGCCACGAUUUACAUCUACGCUUACAUCUGGCGGUAUCUCGGCCGACGUCUUCGCCCCAGCGCCAAGACGCCUGAUCUCUUGCAGAGGACCGACGCCUCGGUCGACACGUCGGCUGCCGUGCCACCACACAACAGAAUACAGUUCGUUCAGGGCCUCAAGAGGGUCGCAAUCGGCAAGUUGUACCAACGCCGUCGCUCAGCAACAACAUCAGUGGACUAG
Molecule: messenger RNA, 411 nt
Organism: Colletotrichum higginsianum IMI 349063
Lineage: Eukaryota; Fungi; Ascomycota; Sordariomycetes; Glomerellales; Glomerellaceae
Product: Integral membrane protein
Exons: 2
Coding region: 1-411 (136 amino acids)
Biological process (GO): adenylate cyclase-activating G protein-coupled receptor signaling pathway
Cellular component (GO): plasma membrane
Molecular function (GO): G protein-coupled receptor activity
Source: RefSeq, a predicted model, not a curated record